AUGGCUACUUCAGAUCUGGAUCAGCUCAUUGAAAUGGGCUUUGAUAAAGAGAGGGCACAGCUGGCGGUAGCGAAAACUGGUGGCCUUCAGGGCGCUCUAGAAUGGCUCGAAGAAAAUCAAGACAAGUCUCUGGACGAGAUAAAGGCUGCUGGGUCGAAGGAAGGAGAUUCUGAGGAAGAUCAUGCAUUACAACCUGGCGAAGAACCCCGCAGUCUGGUCUGCAAUGACUGUGGCAAGCAAUUCCGCAGCCAGGCACAGGCAGAGUUUCAUGCAUCCAAAUCUGGGCAUGUAGACUUCUCUGAGUCAACAGAAGAGAUUGCACCUUUGACGGAAGAGGAGAAGAAGGCCAAGCUGGAGGCACUACGACAGAAACUGGCCGCCAAGCGAGCAGUACAGUCCGAAAAAGACAAGGAAGAUCAGAGGAGGAAUGAGGAAAUCCGACGAAAGAGCACGAAAGAAUCCCAAGAUAUGAAGGAAGAACUCCAGAGGAAGCAGAUGAUGAAAGAAGCAGCCAAGAAAAAGCAAGAGAAACUGGAAGAGAUCGAAGCAAAGCGUCGCGUCAAAGCUAGAAUCGAAGCGGAUAAGGAGGAACGGCGACGGAAGGCCGAACAGGAAAGAGCCGAGCGUGCUGGCAUGGCGCCUCCUGCACAACCUGCUGCUCCAGCAGCGACAGCUUCCGGACCUGUCGCUUCGAAGCCUGCAUCCACUUACACAGAAACACGACUCAGGUUCCAAACGCCCAAAGGCAACAUCAUGAAGACAAUGCCCGUAGAUACUACGUUGUUCGAGGUCGCCACAGCCCUGAAGCAGGAAGACGGUCUCGAAGUCCAAAGCUUUGUCCAAAACUUUCCCAGAAAGGUGUUCGACUCCGAGUUCUUUGGCGAGUCUCUCAAGGAUCUUGGACUUAUUCCAAGCGCCAGUCUCGUCGUUCAGUGA
Messenger RNA from Aspergillus clavatus NRRL 1, 936 nucleotides. Its product is annotated as putative UBX domain protein. Gene Ontology annotation, molecular function: protein binding. The record is from RefSeq and is a predicted model, not a curated record. The coding region runs from base 1 to 936 and encodes 311 amino acids. The transcript is spliced from 3 exons. NCBI's taxonomy places the organism in Eukaryota, Fungi, Ascomycota, Eurotiomycetes, Eurotiales, Aspergillaceae.